Molecule: messenger RNA, 1365 nt
Organism: Cercospora beticola
Lineage: Eukaryota; Fungi; Ascomycota; Dothideomycetes; Mycosphaerellales; Mycosphaerellaceae
Gene: UBC15
Product: Ubiquitin-conjugating enzyme E2 15
Biological process (GO): ubiquitin-dependent protein catabolic process; protein polyubiquitination
Molecular function (GO): ubiquitin conjugating enzyme activity
Source: RefSeq, a predicted model, not a curated record
CUACAUUUCUCACACACUUGCUGCGACUCAUACCUCAACACCCCGUACACGUGCAACUCUCGCUUUGAAUUGGAUCCCAGCUCUUCCACUCUGCCCAAACACGCCGCCCUGCUUCGAUCAGUGCCACACUCCGAGCAACACCACCGCCCUCCACCCCACCAUGGCUUCGCCCGCCAAUCGAAGCAACACCGCCUCGCCUGGCGGCACCUCCAGCGCAGCCCUCAUCCUCGGCAAGCAAUACAAACAAAUGCAAACAGAUAAAGACAUACCCGGCAUAAGCGUUGGCCUCGUAAAUUCCAACAUCUUCGAAUGGGAAGUCAUGCUCAUGCUCUCCGACGAACAAGACUCCCUCUACGGCGGAGGCUGUUUCCGCGCUCGAAUGUCUUUCCCACCCGAUUACCCCCACAAUCCACCGAAACUGAAAUUCGAAACGCCGAUUUUCCAUCCGAACGUCUAUCAGAAUGGGGAGGUCUGUAUCAGUAUCUUGCAUUCGCCGGGAGAGGAUCAGUAUGGAUAUGAGAAUGCGAGUGAGAGGUGGAGUCCUGUACAAACGCCUGAGACGAUUCUGUUGAGCGUUAUCAGUAUGUUGGGGAGUCCGAAUGAUGAGUCGCCGGCGAAUAUUGAGGCGGGGAAGUUGUGGAGGGAGGACCGCAAAGAGUUUAAGAAGAGGGUGAGGAGGUGCGUGAGGGAUAGUAUGGAGAAUGCUUGGGAUUGAGUGGUGCCUCGGUUUUGGGAGAGGGAGACAUGAUUGAAUGAGAGCGUUGGGACACUGAGGCGCUGCGGAGUUUUGUGUUGCAUAGGCAUAGCGAGGAGUUUGGGAUGAACUUGGCAUGAUAUUCGGCGAGAGCUUUGGGAACGGAGAGCAUUUACGAGAGCCAGGAUAUUUGAUGGAUAUGAGAUACGCCUCCAUGAAUGCGAAACGUGCAAGCACGAGGUGCCUCUGCGUUUGAGAAUGCCAGAAACAACGCGACACUCGAGACAGCCGGAGCAGUUGAUCGAGCACCAUGUUGCCACUGCAUUUCAGGAUCAUCAGCAGGCGCGCGAGUAGUGGGUGAAUAUGUUCAAUUAUUGUGCAGAGGUCAAACCUACGAAGGACGCGUGAUAAGUGCAUGAUCCUUUGAUCGAUUGAAAGCUAUCGGAGACCAAGCGAGAAGUCAACUGAGCUGCUCAGAUAUCCUGUCCCAGAAUGAUCGAGAAAACGAUCUACAAAUGAUGGACUCUCAUGCUUAAAUACAGCAUGCAGAAGUUCUCAAGAUUCCAGACCAAAAGCCUCGCCAAAGAAAGACUCAAUGAUUGUUCACCACUAAAUGGAAACCUUGGUCUUCUUGGCAUACCUGGAUGCCUCUGGCCACUUGCAUGUGCCAC